Saccostrea echinata is the source of this 3689-nucleotide messenger RNA. Its product is annotated as Krueppel-like factor 10. NCBI's taxonomy places the organism in Eukaryota, Metazoa, Mollusca, Bivalvia, Ostreida, Ostreidae. The transcript is spliced from 7 exons. The coding region runs from base 113 to 2350 and encodes 745 amino acids. Gene Ontology annotation, molecular function: DNA-binding transcription factor activity, RNA polymerase II-specific; RNA polymerase II cis-regulatory region sequence-specific DNA binding. Gene Ontology annotation, biological process: regulation of transcription by RNA polymerase II. The record is from RefSeq and is a predicted model, not a curated record.
UGUGCUGGUGAUAUUUUUGUUGAUGUUUUACACAUAUUGCAAUGAUUUGUAAUACAUUUGAGACUUGUAUCUUGAGAAAACACGAAUGAAAUAAACACAAAAGCAAUUCAGAAUGGUCGUUCAAACAGGGGCAAUAGAUGUUUGCAGCAGCCCUGGGGAGAGGGAUGCAGUGGAGACCUUGCUUUCCAUGGGGAAUUCAGUCUGUGUCAGCAGUAGUGAUGAGAACUCCACUUUAUCGGAGGAGGAUGCACGGUUCACCCCGUCUCCGACCACAUCCAUCCCAUCUGAUGACGACUCGAACUCAUCUGAUCCUCCGAUAUACAGAAGGAACUCAAAACUUGCUAGGCUCUUGCUGGAGGAUCCUUCAGAUUUUCCUUACAAACCAAUAAUGAGAAGUCAACAAAUGCCUGCAGCUAUGGUGCCUAACUAUCAACUUGCCAGAACAGGUGCAACAAGUAAUCCAUCAAGGAUGCCUGAAAUGUUUAUUGACUCUUCAAAUAUCCCAUACCCUCCACCAAAUAAACAGAAACUCCAUGUCAAGAGGCCACCACCAAUUCUAAAGAAAGUGCAGCCAGAGGCUAAGAAACAGAAAACAUGUGACUCAUUGCUAGGUAUCAAGCCCAUAACAGACCAACAGACUGAAUCACACAGCGGUGCCACCAUUAAAGUUCAAUCACAAGAAAGUGCCACCAUUUCUACAUCCACUAUUGCUACAAUUCAGAACUUAAAUACAGCAACAAAUCCCCCAGUGAUUCAGGUGAUCAUUGUGAAUAACCAAUCAUCGAGUUUGGACAAUGACAAGAAUGCCUGGUUAAAUAAACUGUGUCCCAUUGCCCCAGCUCCACCACCAAAUAAUUCAUCAGAAGGGACAGUGCAAGACCAGGGAUUGGGAAAUAGGCGUAGAAGCCAUGUGUGUGUGUAUAAAGAUUGUGGAAAAACUUACUUCAAGAGUUCGCACUUAAAAGCCCACCUCAGAACACAUACAGGAGAGAAACCAUUUGUGUGUGUAUGGGAGAAUUGUGAUAAGAGAUUCGCCCGCUCUGAUGAACUGUCACGUCACAAGUACACCCAUACUGGGGAAAAAAAGUUUGUCAUCACAAUGGUUCUGCACGCGCCUGAUAUUGACAACCCCGGGGAAAGAGAUGCAGUGGAGACUCUUCUGUCAAUGCGGAACUCCUCGCACAUCACCCUGAAUGGUGAUGAAUCAAACGCGUCCGAGGAUGAGACCUUGUACUCCCCUUACCUCCGUGGCUCGCCUGUUCGCAGUCCGCGAUUUUACAGCGAUGAUGACUCCUUGUCUUCUUUCCAAGAAUACCCCAAAUUCAGAGGGUCACCCAAGCUUGCUAGACUUCUAUUGGAGGACCCAGACGACUUUGACAGAGAGAUGAUGCGUUGUCAACACGUUUCGGUCAUUGUGCCAAAUUACCAUCUUGCUAAAACUGGGGCUACUUGCAAUCCUUCAAGAUCACCAGAGAUGUUUAUUGAUUCUUCAAACAUACCUUUCCGUCCCCCACCCCCGCUGGUUAGGGACAAUGUCUCCUGUAAACGAAAGUUCCUCUCACCAGCAUGCGAUGAUGACGACAAUCGUUUGGAAACUGUCUCAAAAAGGAGGAGAGAAGAAAAGACACCAACUUCUCCAACAAAAAGGAAAACUGGCGACAUCGCGACAUAUUCUCCAAAGGAAAUCACCAAAAAUAUCCAGGUGUCUUCUCCAGCCGAUGAAAAGACGGAAGUUUCAAUCAACAGACCGGAAGAGGAAGAGAUUGUACGGAAAAGGACAAAGUUAUUGAAUGAUAUGUUGACAAUCGAGGAGAUACCCAAAACGAAUGAGUCAAAUGCUUCCAUUUCUACUAGUCCAACAGACAAACCUGAAUCUCCAAAGUUGCUCCCCACAGCAAUAUUACCAGCUCUUCCAAUAAUUCAGGUGAUUAUUGUGAAUAACUCUUUGAACAAUCAACAUGUCAACAACAAAAACGUUAAACUUAAUAAAUUUUGUCCAAUUGCGCCUGCGCCUCAUAGUAAAAUUGAAAGUACAGGAGGUGUUAUGGAUUCAAAGGGAAGUAGCAGACGACGGAAUCAUGUUUGUCACCAUGAGGACUGUGGGAAGACUUACUUUAAAAGCUCACACCUGAAGGCACAUUUAAGAACACAUACAGGAGAGAAACCCUACAUCUGUAAAUGGGAGAAUUGUGAUAAGAAAUUCGCCCGCUCUGAUGAACUGUCACGUCACAGGUAUACCCAUACCGGGGAAAAAAAGUUUGUAUGCAGUCAAUGUGAGAGACGAUUUAUGAGGAGUGACCACCUUGCUAAACACAUGAAAAGACAUGCCAAACCUCCCAUCUUGCGAUAAUGGAAACUUGUAGAGCAAAUCUGUCAAAUUAUCGUUGUUGUUGUUAUUGCUAAUUUAAUUAUUUUAUUUAUUUGUUCUUUAUAUAUUGUACACUUUUGUAUGCUUGUUGUUUUGGUUAACAGGAUAUGCGAUACUUAAUAUGCAAAUGUUGCCUUUAAACAACUGUGUAGCAACAACUUAUACUCUUUCCCACGGUACCAAGGACAUUACUUUUUGCAUAUCUCAAAAUACCUAAAUACCUUGGCUUUCAAAUUAUAUAUUUGCAUAUUAGAAUACUCGAAUAGGAAAAAAGUGUGCCAAUCCCAGAUUUAAAAAAUGGAAAAGGGGGUGGGGGUUCAUUACUGUGGCAAAUUCAAAGACUACCGGGGUUUAACAUUACAAAAAUGGCCCCCACUUCAGAAAGGGAUCCGUCAUUAUUCGUGAUUUUUCGUUGCUUCCCGUCGAUAAGAUUAUGAUGUAGUACACGUUUGAAAUCAAUUUAUACAUGUAUGUCACACUUGCAUAAUCUCUAGAAAUAACGACAACUCCUACCCCCCUCGCUUGUAAGUACCAAUCAGGUUAACCUCAGUGUUAAAUGAAAUUUCUUUGAAAACAAAUCAAAAUUUAUCUGUAAUCGUUUAGAAUGUGAUGGGAACGCUCAUUUGGGGCAUUACAUUUAUAUGAAAGUACAUGUAUUUACACAGUUGUGUGCGUGUCAGUGCGGGUAACACAAAACUUCUAGAUGAGGUGUCACUGUCAUGAUCUCGUGCCGGAUUGGACGAACAAGAUGGCGGCGGGAACAAAUCGGGUGUGAUAUUCAUGACGUUUAAGAUAUGAAUACAUUUUGCUGGACGCGUAGUAUUAGUUUAAAAACCGCCGUACAAAGUCUUCUUUUGCAUCAAUUUUCUAAAAGAUAGUAAUGUUUUAUAUUCUUCAUCUAUUUAAGUAUUAAACAAAAAAAAAAAAAAGAAGAUUUCUGCAAUCCUCGUGAAAUUUUGGAACAUUUUUAAACAUAUAUAAUUCUUUGUGCUUUAAUAUUAUUAAAUUAUCAAGGAUUGACUUUGGCUUCCCGAUGACCAAGAAGCGUCAGUGACCUACAUGCAAUUGUUUUCAUGAGGAAUUGCGGGAGGUUCACAAUAAGUGUGCUCCACAGGUAGAUUUUUUUGUUGAAAAAUUGCAAAACCAGACAAAUAUAUCAUGCCUUACUUUAAGGCUGCUGUCCAUUAACAAAACACGCAAGCAAUAAGCAACCAUGCAUGUCAAUUAUCUUUACCAUACAACUUGAAGUGAAAUAAUGUUUUUCUUGUGUAUUUUGUUAUUUUUUUUUUUACAAUAAAAGGGAAAAAAACCCUUAUUUUUA